CAGUCAGUCGAGUGCCGUUCUCGUGACCGACACAACAACAACAACAACAAGUAGCAGUACCAACCAACAAGUAACAACAACGUCGUGUUGGUGAAAGUUAGUCGUCUCGUUCUCUCUUAAUUUGCUCCCUUUCGAUUAUUAUCGAUAAUCGUUUGGGAAAGCGAAAGCAAAGAUAGAUGAGAACGUUUGCAGUUUGGUUAUCGUCAUCAUUAUUUCAGUUAGUGUUAAUAUAAUAUAAAUGCAAAUGAUCAUCGACCUUCGAAACGGCCGCGGUACGAUAGAAUCUCGACUUCAUCGGACUUGAGAAUUUUAUUGAGUCGAGCGUGUCGAACGAGUAGAGUGAGUGAGCUGCAUUGGUCUGCCUGCCUGUGGAUAUUCGAUACGCGGCUGAUAUCGAAUGAUCCUUUCGAGGAGCGACCGAUUCUCGUAAUUCUAGAAUCUCUCUCUUUCUCUCUCUCUCUCUCGCUCUCUCUCAGUCGAUCGUGUUCAACGAGAUCUUUUCGAACGAAACGACGAAGAAACGACGGUGGGCCCUGGUAUCGCCGCUGUCUGUGCCGAUAAUACGAACGAAACACGAUUUUUCAGUCGUAUCGGACGAGGAACGAGGUUUUCAACAAGUUUUUCCUUACAAACCACCACCACCACCCUCCCCCCUUUCCCCCGCUUCUUCACACCUCUUCGUUUUCCUUGACGGUUCUUUGUAUUAUAGUGCGAAAAUCUAAACGUGCUGUGAUUUUUUUUUCGUACUAUGAGUUUAUAUAUUCAGUGAAAUUCGACGUGUUUAUUUUUCAAUAAUAUUAUUAUACGCACAAGUGCAAGGAUAAAAGUGACAUGGGCGGUGGUGUCAGAAUGAACAGAGAAAUUCCUAGCAGUACCCUAGCGACUUUGAGAGGUAUUCUGGUCAGUUCCUUGUCUAGGGAAAACCUUGGUCCAAACGAUUUUUCUUCGGUACAUGAAAACAUCAGGAUACGAUCACCGAGGAAGGUUCACUUCCGUGAAGCUGGAGCCGCUUCUGAGGAAAUUAACCAAAGGACCAGUUCUGCACACAAUCGCCACUCUCUCACGAAGGAAGAAACAAUGCAUUGGUUCGCCCAGAUAGGAGGUGACGGUGGUACUCAUGAUUUUCCAGAUAAUCAUCGGAACGAUGUGAAGCGCCGCCGAAGUCUCUACGAUGAGGACUCCCUCGACGACGAUCGUCCUGACGAGAACGAAGCACGAGACUCAACAGGAAGUGCGAAAGAUGUUGAUAGGGCUAGGCUCGUCCGUGAAAGGCAGAACGAAGAGCGACAACGGAAGCUGGAAGAGCUGAGACAACAUGCACUUGCCGCCCAACGUUUCCGGGAGCAGCGAGAGGAAGAACGUCGAAGACGCAUCGACGAGCUGAGGUCACGAGACAAUGACAGAAGGAACCAGGUAGAAGAAAGGAAACGUUUGAUAUGCGAGGCAGAGCGAGAAAGGCGGGAGGCUAUCCUCCGAAAAAAUCAAGAGAGGGAGGCACGCAUCGAGGCAAAAAAGAAGAAUGAAAGAUCGCACAUCGUUUUUGCGUUCGGCAGUUCGACACCGCGAAUGUUGGAGCCAGCCGAUACCGGUGGUUCGACUUUCUGGGGUACACGCAGAGCCACUUCGACGACCAACGUCAUGAUGUUUUCAGCGGCUCAGCCUUUGACCAGGAGAUCCUCCGAGAGGGAACUCGAUGGCAGCAAGAAAAGAGCUACUUCCGCCGGUGGACUCGACAGAAAGCCCGGUGAAGAUAUGAGAAUGUCCUCGUCCAUGUACGAGGUGUUCAAUUGGAAUUCUAGCCCCGAUCCUCCCUUAACCCCUGGCAAACAUAAGAGAGCCAGCCUCUCUCUGCCUCCUACUACAGACAUCUUUGCCAUCGAUGAUAAGUCUGAUAGCGAUACUAGGCGUCCGAUGAUUCAGCGGGCUGUCAGUGGUGAGGAUAGCGACGGAACCCCAGGAACACCCAGUUCGGUUUAUCUUCGAGUGAACAGGAGACGUACAGACCUGAUGCCGACGAUACCGUCCCCCCGUGAUGGACCACCGACGUCCGGACGUAGCUCAUCGGCCAAGGCCUUCGCACGUUCUCCAGGUAGGACUUACUCGAUGUCGAGACUGGACCAGCUAUCUCAGCCUAGGAAACGUCCGACAGAGCUUAGUACAUUGACGGAACAGCAAAGUCAGCCUCUCAGUGGUUCUAGCAUGAGUCGCAGCAUGUCGCAUUUGGCUGCUGCCUCAGGAAGCAAGAGCCUUAAGCGCUCGGAUAAUUCUCGUAGCAUGGGUACAUUGCCGGGUGCAGUUCCGAUGCCGAGACCUACCAGGGCUGAAAGAUUGCGUCGAAAGGCUCGUGAGCUUCACAGUCAACAGCAGCAAGGUAUCCGCAGCGGGGAGGUGACGCCGAACAGCCCAUCACGACCGCACAGCUCCAUGAGCCAGCAAAGUGCCAGCAGCGUGGGUAGCAGUAACGUCAAUCUGCGUCCUCGUACGGCUGCUCCGCGUCGACCGCGACCUGCUUCUAUCGCCGGUACCGGCGUUUCGGUCACAGAGCGACACAAUUUCUCAGGUGACGCAAAAUUAACAAAGGAUUCAAAGCCACCACUGCCAAAGGUCCAUAGUACUCCAAAGAAACCCUCUACGCCUAAAGCAAGCGAGAUAAAGAAACCAACGGAAAAAUUAAUAAAGAAUGCAAAGGCAUCGCCACGAAUAACUCCAAAGGCAACGCCUUUGCAGAGUCCAGGUGUCGAGCAUUCGCCUCUGAUACGCGAAGCCACUGAAAUAAUCGGACAUGAUAAUGAUAAUAAAAAUGGUAAAUCGGAAGAAAGGAACGAGGAAAAGAAGGAUCACGGUUCAGAGAAAGCACAGGACGUAGUAGAGACGGAAUUAGUUGAUAACGAAGAGAAAAACGAGUUUAAAAAUGAUAUUAAAAAUGAAGUUAAGAAUGAUGGUCCGAUAGUCGAACAACCGGUACCAGUAGCCGCUAUCAAACAAGCCAAGGAUGAUAGUAAUUUCAUGCAGGAAACGUUAUCCUCACAAGAAUCCUCCUUGAAGAAAGACGAUAACAAUAAAGUAGAGAAGGUAGAAAAGAAAUUGGCGAUGGAACAGGAAGGAGAUACCGAAGUCGAUAACGAAGAACAGAUCGACAUGUCUGCUUCGAUGAUCGCAAAAAUAAGAAUCACUACGGAAGAGGAGGCCAAAGCCGCCUUGGCGGAACGCAGAAGAUUAGCUCGAGAACAAGCGGAAAGGGAGGCCGAACUCGAGCGUUUACGAUUGGAAGAGGAAGCUCGUUUGGAAGCUGAAAAAUUACGUGCCGAGGAGGAAGAGCAACGACGUUUAGAGGAGGAAACUUUGCGUUUGGCGAACGAAGCACGGCAGGCUGAGGAACAAAGAUUAAAAUUAGCAAUUGAGGAGGCAAAACGUCGUGAGGAGGAAGAUCGAAGAAGACGAGAGGAAGAGGCUCGUCAAAAGCAAGAGAAGGAAGAGGCUGAAAAGAAAGCGCGAGAGGAAGUAGAAAGACAACGAAUCGAAAUGGCCGAACGUUUGAAAAAAGAGGAAGAAGAGAGAAUUGCUAGACGUAAACGCGUUGAGGCGAUUAUGCUCCGAACACGUGGAAAAAAUCAAUCCAAUACACCGACGAAGGGUGAGGGCGGAGAUGGUGAUAAAUUAAAAGAAGAUAGUCCUAGCGAUGAAAAUAAAUCAGCUCCAGGUAGUAAAAACGAAGACGUUAUGACAGCGAGUUUAAUAUCUGAAGCUACUCAGCAAUUUAUAAGCAGCGAACAGCGUGCUCAUCACGUAGAAAACGUUACCGCGCCGACUAUCGUGCAUAAUGGCACGCACAGUAAUGGCAUUAAUGAAAAUAAGAUAGUAUUGGAUAAUAAUCAGGGUAACGUCGAGGGAGGAUUAAAUGGUCAUCACACGAAUCACGGGAACGAAAUCAACAGUCAAUCGAUCACACUGGAUAAUGCCACCGUCAAACAAAACAACGUGACCAACAGCCUGUUAGACCUGUCAGAAUUCGAUACUCUGAGUAAUAACAGUAGUGGUCCAACGCUUGAAUUGACGCUCAACAUGGCCAAGGAAGACACGCUCAACUCGAAUUUGAAUCCAGCAGCCAUACCAUUUACACCAAUGGCAAAUACCUUUACGUCUGCUGGUGCUAAUGCUAACAUCAAUCCUUUCCAAGAUGCUUACGUGAAUAAUAAACAACAAGAGAGCAAUCAAAUGUCAGAUCUUUUGUCCUAAGAUUUUUUUUAAAAUCUUCUGGUGAGCUAUCGAGAGAAAGAAUAAAAAAAUUGGAUUCGGUGUCCAGUGUGUCUGUGGCAAUGGAUAUAUUCAAGAUAACGUCGUUUACGAUAAUGUAAAUAAGCGCUUUGAUAUAUGUGUAGAAAAUGAAGAUCCCAGCUAGAAGGAAGGAAUAUUAUAGUUCAGGGAAAAUUAUUUUGCCCUUAAAUCUUUGAACUUUUAACGUUAUUAUCGAUGAAAAUGUAAAAUAAUAUAUAAUAUUAGUCAAUAAUAUGCAACAGCGAUUCUGAGCACUCAGUCUGUCGUAGUAAUUCUACAAUAUAAAGAAAAAGAAAGAAAAGAAAAGAAAAAGAAGAAAAUAUCAACUUGUGAGUUUUUAGAAAUCCAUUGAAAGAUUAAAAAAAAAAAGAACUAGAAGGGCUAGGAGGGAGGGGGAAGAAUAUGAAAAAAAUAAGACUUGUUCAUAACGUACAAUUCGAGAUACAUGUAAACAUUAUACUGAAUUCCAUCGAAUCAUUUACGCGCCCUUUCCUUAUUUUGUCAUUGACGUUUCAUAAUCAGUAAACGUUUAAUAGAAAAUCGAAUGGAAAAAAUAUAAUCAUGCAAAACACAAACUGAGAUACGAUGAUAGUAGAACUUCAAGUGAUUAACCAAGUGUGUAAAACGGCUUGACGAAUAUAGCACAAGAAAAACUAAGGAAAAAAGAAAAAAAAAAGAAAAAAAAUAAUAAUAAUAAUUAUUAUGCAUGAUGAGUUUAAUAACACCCAAUCUGCCAAAAGAACAAAGAAAUAGGGUAAACAUCACUAAUAAUAUUCUCUUACAUAAUAGAUAGUACAUUAUCUUAUAGAGGAAAAACAGCCUAAGAAUUACUGUGUAUAAUAAGAUAUUUUGAGCUGAUAGAAAAAAUAACUUUUCUUCCAUAUUACAUUUUGGAGUGCGCGCUCCACUAGUCAAGCAAUUUUACUGUGUUUGUCAUAUCUUGUUUUUUGAAAGCUCACUAUCGGUACCAUAUUAUACAUCCAUCAUAAUGAUAUAACUAGAAUUCAUUAUAUCACUGAUAUCUUUCAGUCCAUUAUGAAUAUCUAGUUGUAAGGAUGAUUAUUACUUUAAUAAAAAUAGCCACUGUUGUAUAUGUUAACAUAUAAACUUUUUAUAAUGACAAUAUUACAUUGAGUUUUAUAUAGUAAUUAAAGGUAAUAUAGAGAUCGUAUCUUGAUUUAACAAAUGGAUACAAAUGUCAAAAUUGUUAGUGAUCUUUUUCUUUUUUUUUUUUCUUUUUUUUUAACUUGAGUAAUAAAUGUGAAGAAAAAAAUAAGAAGUAUAUUUUUUUGCUAUUCCAGUGGCUAUUUACGAUAGUAGAGUGUACUGUGAUGCUAUCAUGCAUUAUUGAGCAGGUAUUGGAAUUUAUAUUCACGAUGUGAGUUAUUUGUUAUUACUGUAGUAUAGCAUUAUAAAAUGAAUAUGAGAGUAAUAUGCCUUAUGUUUCAUACUUGCGAUAUUGCAGGUGCACCAUAUUAUGGGAUUUGCAAGCUUAUUUAUAAUGGGUAUUAUAAAUUAAUCCACUUUCUCUUAUUCUAAUUUCUGAAUAGCAUGAAAUAAAGAAAUUAUUCCCAAGACAGAAAUAAUGUUUUUGACGCAGAAACUUCAUGUACAGUUUAUUAUUCAAUGAACCCUUACCCUUUUAUAAGAAUACUUUUAUGAAAGUUAAUCUAAUUUUUUUACUAUCCUCCUUUCGGAAAUAUUUUAAUCAAUUUAAGAGGGGUCGUAGGCAAUGAUAUUUAAUUAUAAAACACCAACAUAUAUAUAUAUAUAUAUAUAUAUAUGUGUGUGUGUGUGCGUGUGUGUGUAUACAUAUAUUAUUAUUAUUAUUAUUAUUAUUAUUAUUAUUAUUAUUAUUAUUAUUAUUAUUAUUAUUUUUAAACAAAUAAGCCCGAUUCAAUAUGGCUUAAUAUAGUAUUUGUUACAGUCAAAUAAAUCGUUUUUUCAAAUAUAAUCCAGUUAACGAUAUAUCAAUAGUAUGUACUUAGUAUUGGAGGACAUAGAUCAGUGCUAAUUAAACAAAUAUUUAAUUAAGCCCCCGCGUCAUUUAAAUCAUCCAAAUACAAAGGAAAUAUGAAGUUCCUUUGUCUUUUAAAGAAAAUAUUUAUCGCUUAAAAAGAAAAAAAAAACAGGAAUGGAAAAAUUUGUUUGUAAAAAAAAUUUUUAAAGUCAUUACUAUUUAAUUUUGGCUCUAUAAAUAUGCUUGUUCUUACUUAUUGGCUAUUAAGGAUAAUUAUUGUAAUAAAGUUUAUUUAUUUUUCUUAAUCUAUUUAAAAAGAAUUCUCGUUAAAUAUGCUUGUCCUAUGUUUGUCGCCGUUCAAAAAAAAAAAAAAGGAAAAAAGAUAGAAAGAAAGGAAAAGGAAAAAAAACCAAUAUCUCUUUGUAUUAAAGUUUUUCUAUAAAAAAAAAAAAAAUAUGUAAUUUUAAUGUUCCGAAUGCAACACGAAUGUUUCUAAACGUAAUAAUGAAAAUACUAAAUAUUGCCAGUUCUUAUUAGUCCACCUAAGAAGACUUCUCAUAUUGUAUAAAAAUACUUAUAUGUAAUAAAUAAUUAAUACGAAA
Molecule: messenger RNA, 6837 nt
Organism: Vespa crabro (European hornet)
Lineage: Eukaryota; Metazoa; Arthropoda; Insecta; Hymenoptera; Vespidae
Product: MAP7 domain-containing protein 2-like
Exons: 17
Coding region: 832-4236 (1134 amino acids)
Biological process (GO): microtubule cytoskeleton organization
Cellular component (GO): microtubule cytoskeleton
Source: RefSeq, a predicted model, not a curated record